Gopherus evgoodei (Goodes thornscrub tortoise) is the source of this 5569-nucleotide messenger RNA. RefSeq names its product eukaryotic translation initiation factor 2 alpha kinase 2 (gene EIF2AK2). The transcript has 16 exons. Gene Ontology annotation, biological process: protein phosphorylation. The record is from RefSeq and is a predicted model, not a curated record. Bases 147 to 1850 code for a protein of 567 amino acids. Gene Ontology annotation, molecular function: protein kinase activity; ATP binding. Lineage: Eukaryota; Metazoa; Chordata; Testudines; Testudinidae.
AAAGACAAAGAGGGGACUCCAUGUCAUUGGUGGCACCGCUUACCUCAGCAGCGUGACAUGCCCAGGAAAUAGGAGCAGUGCUGGGGACUGCGGGUAUUCUUGGGAAGCCAUGAGUGACUUCUGUUCCCCUUACAGGUUGUUCCGAAAUGGCAGAAUAUUAUGUUAAGCCACAGUUGUACAAGGGAAAACUUCAUGAAUAUUGUCAGAAGAAUAAAUUACAACUUGAAUAUAAGGAUGUCAAAGUGGAAGGCCCUCCUCAUGAUCGUGUGUUCACUGUCAUGGUUGUAAUAGGUGACAGAGAGUAUCCUGUUGCUACAGGUAAAAACAAGAAAGAGGCAAAAGAAGAGGCCGCAAAGGCAGCAUGGGAUAGCAUAGCACAAGAAAAUCAAACUAAACAGGGUUCACUUCCACAAACUCCGCAGCCGCAACCGCUGAAACCAUCACCAUCACCGCCAAUAGCGUUUUCAUCAGACACAUUGGAAGAGAUACAACCACUUGACUAUAUCUCUAUGCUUACCAAAUAUGGACUAAAACAUAACAUAAUGGUUGACUAUAAAUUAGAAGAUGAAUCUGGACCGCCCCAUAAAAAAAUAUUUUCUUAUAGCUGUAAAAUUGGUGAUAAGAUUUAUGGUGAAGGCACUGGAAAUGAUAAAAAAGCUGCAAGACAGGCUGCUGCAAAACAUGCAUAUGGGCAGUUAAGAUCUCAAGAAACGUCAAAGGCAGGGAGACACGCAGCUGUUGCCAGUUCUGCAAAUAGUCUACCUAGUAAUUCUAAUGGAAUAUCAAGCUGGUCAUCUGAAAAUGGUACUGAUUCUGCAUCUAAAAAUAUGAAUUCAGAUGAGAGCUUGGUAAAUAAAAUGAAUGACCUGACAGUAAGUGAAGAUAACUGUUCAUCAUCUUCUUGGGCAACUCCCAAAAAUGCUGCCAUGAAAUCUAAGAGAAGAGAGAGCGCAACGAAAUUGGCACCCUCAUUCUCACGUCCGGAGGCCAAGUACACUAAGGAUGAAAGACUUAUCAAGGAUUUUGAAGAGAUAAAGCCGAUUGGCAGCGGUGGAUUUGGGAAUGUUUUCAAAGCAAAACAGAUUAUUGAUAAGAAGAACUAUGCUAUCAAAAGAGUCAUGUGUAAUGAUAAAGUACAGCGUGAGGUACAAGCACUAGCAGAGCUUGAGCAUGAAAAUAUCAUACGCUAUUACACCUCUUGGACUGGGAAAGACUAUCUCAAUUUUGAGAAUAGUUCAAGCAUUUCAAGACUGAGGCCAGAUUUGUUAUGUGAUUGCCUUUUUAUCCAAAUGGAAUUCUGUGAGAAAGGAACACUGGAUGACUGGAUUGAUGAAAAGAGAGGGAAGGAAAAUUACCAGACUGAGUCUCUCAUCAAAUUUAGACAAAUAGUGACAGGAGUGGAAUAUAUUCAUUCUAAAGGGUUUAUUCACAGAGACCUCAAGCCCCUCAACAUAUUCAUAUCUAGUGAAGAUAAAAUAAAAAUAGGUGACUUUGGACUUGUAACUUCAAUGACAGAUGACCUACGGACAACAGACAAAGGAACAAAAUCAUAUAUGAGCCCAGAACAGGCUGGAGACAAAUAUGGACAGGAAGUGGAUAUAUUUGCACUAGGAUUAAUUCUCUUUGAAAUUCUUUGGAUAUUUUCCACUGGCACUGAAAAAAUUAAGGAGUGGCAGAAAAUAAGAGAAUGUGUACUUCCAGAGGAGUUCAGCAAGAACUUUCCAUUAGAGAAAUACAUAAUUGAGCAAUUGCUCUCAAAAGACAUUGCAAAGAGACCUUCAGCAUCUCAUGUACUGGAGCUUUUGAAGCUUGUUGCUAAAAAGAAUCUAAACAACACACAUACAUGUUAGGCUGCCUAUCUAAAGAAACAACAUAAGCUCUGUUUCGGUCCAGAAUUUGACACCCUCCUGCCCCCUUAAAAAUGCUGAAAUGUGACAAACAUAUUUGGAAUCUUAGGUUCAAUCCUAUUGACCUUCACAAAACCAGGCUUUACAUGGAGAUCUCUGCAGGGAUUGGGGGCAUGAAAGCCUCUUCUUGUGAUCCAGAGCAUCAGUAUACAUUUCUACUUACACUCCAUAGUCUGAAGUCUUGUGCCCCUGCCCUUUCUCACCUGUGGGCAGGUGGUGCGUGUCGUGUUUUAUAGGUGGAUCAGCAGUCAUGGACCCAUAGUUAUUUUCAUCCACUGCUGUGGAAGGAACCACUGUGCAGUGUUAGACCAUGGUACUUCCUGGGGUGGAGAGGUCUGUCCACAGUCUGCCCCUGCUGUACAACAGAAUGUCAGCAGUUCCGGUGCAGAGGGCCUCUUAUUUCCAUAAGUAUGAAGAAGGCAGGAUUUGAUCUUUUAUACUUCGGUUUGCUGCUGCCUGCUGUUUUUAAAUCUUUUGCUCUCUCUCAGCAAUAACCAUUUAUUUUUAUGUCACCUAGAAAUAUUGUAGGUUUUUUUACAGUAGGAAAUUUUAGGAAAAAUUGCCACUUCUGGCUGUAUGGGUGGAAGUACUAGGGCUAGGUUCACAAGAGGGACUUGAUUGUCUAGUGUGGCAGUUAGGCACCUAAGUCCAACAUUUAGGCACCACUUGCACUCACAAAAUCACUGGUCAGCUGCCAUCUAAGCCUGUAGGCCCCUAAAGUCCCAAGGUGACUAAGUUUCUACUGGUGAAGUCCUAGAGGGUUCCAACUUUUUGUGGCUGGAUAUGCUCACCCAGGAUGUGGGGAAGCCUGGGGUCAAAUCUCUAUUCUGCUGGGUCCUUCCAUCUCCCAUGAGAGUAUCCAAACCACUGGUUUCAAUCUCUUGUUGAAGCUGCUCCACUUUAUAGUGGAUAAUGAAAUAUUCAUGGGGCUAGAGAACAAGUGAGAGUGACUCUAGUGGUUAUGUCAGUCUGCUGGGAGAUAGGAGACUCAAGUUCAAGUCCCUUCUCCACAUCAGGCAGUGUAGAGAUUUGAACCCAGAUCUCCCACAUCCUGUGUGAGGGCUCUAACUACUGUGGUAUGGGAUAAUGCUCCUUUGUGGUUUUUCAUGAAAAAUGACUAACCUGGCUUAGGUGUCUAACUCCAGGAGAAAGCUGUGAAUCCAAAGUGGAGGUCGGUGUCUUCCUCUAGUUGGGACUUAGGCUCUCAACUCCCUUAAGCCCCUUGGAGGCCACAAACAGCUUUCAGGGGAUUCACCAAGCGGGGCCAGGGCCAGGGCCAGGGGCUGAAGCAUGGGGCCUGGAGCCCACCACGCAGGGUAUGGUGCUCCAGGCAACUGCCCUGCUUGCUAUCUCCUAGUGCCGUCUCUGGUUUUUAUAUGCAGAAACCAGUUAUUGUGGCACAACUGGGCCGUAGAGUUUUUCUAGCAUGUUGAGGUGGUGUCAGAAAGAAAAAGGUUGAGAAUCCCUAGCAAAGGCCACAUCACUCUCCAUAGCAUUUCCACCUAAGCUAGCUAGUAGGCUGAGUGGGCUGGCUUUUGUGAGUCCCAUUCUGGCUUUUCCCAUGCACUGUACAGAAAGCCUGGGUGCCUGACUCAGGACUGUGAACUCCACUAAGGGGCAGGGCACCUAAAAGUCCACUUUAUGAAUAUAUAGCCUCUUAUGUAGAGAAGGUUUGUGUGUCUUUAUUACUGCCUAACACUGUGUGGGAAAAUAACUGAAGUCUUCUCUAGACAAGGUCUGUGCUGUGUGCUCCUCCCUGGCUGAUUGGUAUCUACAUAUAAUUAGCAAUAGCUAAUAUGCUUGUUGCUGGCACAUGCACCAAAAUAUCUGUUAAAGCACCUUUUGAUUACUUUAAUAUAAUAAAUUUCACUCCACUUAAAAACACCAGACAAGUUAAUGUUUGCCAAAUGGAAAAUGAUAGAAUUUGGUAAGAAAGCAUUAGAAAUGUUAUACAUAUUUGAAGAUUGCAAGCUUUUGGGUUUUUCUGUCUUUAUAUCUGAAUGUUAAAUUAUCAGCCAGUUGCUGGUGCUGUAUAAACAAUGCUAUUAUGAUUGUUUCAAACAAUGAAGAAUUUAAAACUAUUUAGGCUCUUAAAGAAUGUGUCCCUUUGAGAAUUAAAGCUCAGUUUAAUGAUUCACUUUAUAGAAACCAGGUGUCACUAUGACUUAACACAGUAGUUUUCAAACUUUUUGAGCUGAGCCCUCCCUUUGAGUUUCAAUUUUUGGUUGUAGCCCCCAAACCCAGACAAAAAGAGGCACGUCGGGGUAGAGGUGGGACUUCCUCUUCAAGCUCCGCCACUUGCCUUCUGCCCCUCUCCCAAAUAUUCCUCCGCACCUCCACAGUUUGAAAACUGAGUUAACAGAUAAGAUCUGUUUUUGGUCGUUUGAAGAUUGGGAUUUGUCUCUGAAAUGUAAAUCCAUAUCCUAUCCAAGUCAGCUGUGUCGAUUGCUUGGGCUACACAACGUUCCCUCAGUAGUAGCUUUAUAGUAAUUAUGUGGUCUUCAAUCUCUGUCCACUUCCCAGGAGAAGAGUCAGUGACACCACCUCACUCCCUCAUUUUAUAUAUAUACACCACAUGGAGACAGGGAUGCUGGAACAGUUUGUAGAGCAGGGGCUCUAAGAGCCAUUGAACCAAACUGUAAACUCUGUAUAUGAUGGAAACCACUUCAAGCCAGGGGGUGCUGCAGCCCCCCAGCAUUCCUAGUUCCAGAACCUCUGCAUGGAUAUGAGUUGUGGUGAGGCAGGUGCCGCAGACCAAGUGGUUGUGGAGGGUGCUAUCAAUAAGAGGCCGAGGGACCUUCAGAACAAGGAAACAAUCUCCAAUAAGUUGUGGAGAGAGGGAGAGCGAGCCCAGUAAAUACCAUCUCCUCCCUGCCCUCCCAAUCUUUCUCUCUUACCAACCCUGUCCUAGAGGUGCCCAAUUUCUGAGCCUUUCACUUGGCUCUGCAGCUUCACUUUCCCAUCCCCUGUAAGAUCAAGGAGUUCAGUUUGGGUCUUUCACAUUUGGUUGCAUAGUUCAAGCACUUUAGAUUUUUGGAGGGCACGUUUUAAUAGAAAAGUCCUGGCUGUGCUUAUAAAAAGCAGUUGGAGGUAGGAAUCAAGCACUCAUAGGCAUUUUUAAUGCUUUCAUCACUGCAACAUAUCAGUGCCAAAGGAUAGCAUAACCAUUCUUUAAAAGCUGUUCUUAGAAAAUAAGGCCCUUGUCUUGCAGUGAGCAGGGAUCUGCAUGCUGAUAUCCUUGUGCCUAUGUAGGGACCCAUUGGUCCACCUACACAGAGCUCAUUGCAAAAAUAGGGUCCAAAUUUACAAUAUUAUGUUUGUAGAUAGCUAUUCUGACUCUUAGAAAUGGUGAAUAAAGUCAUAAUUUUUGUUCUUAUACUGAUCAAGUAUUAGCAUUGCCUGGCUGUCUAUUAGAAUAAAUAGUACUCCUUAAAAAAACCCCAGCCACUGCAGGAAGGCGCAUGAGUUCCUAAGUUUGUGCUCUCUGAGGUAGGGAAAUUUGGUGCUGGCCUGCUGCUACUGUUUAGUUUUAUAUAAAUUCUAAACUUGUGGUGGAUUCUUCUGUAAUGAAUGAGAAUAAAUGUAAGCUUUUGCUCUUUUUUUUUUUUCUUCAGAGGUUAAUGUAAGUGCUUUCUUCCCCAUUAAAACAAAUGUUUGACAUC